UCAUGCGGCCUCUACUGUUUUGAUUCACAGCUCGGACAGACAGGGCAGUGAUGGCGGAAAACUGGAAGUUGGGGUAACUCUUUCAAGCUGCCCUACAACUGGGGUAAAACUUCAGUGUACUAAAUAAGACAGAGGUAGUUAUCGGGAAAGCUGGCAGCUUUGUACGGUACUCGUUUCCGGCCCGAGGACAUGGAGAUCUCGGCGGAGGGAGAGGCGGAGGAGCGCAGGAGGGAGCACUGGAAGCUACUGUCCAGCCUGAAGACCACAGUGGAGGGCCUUGUGUCCACAAACAACCCCAAUGUGUGGUCACGCUAUGGUGGCCUACAGCGUCUGCACAAGGACAUGAACAACAUCUUGAGCCACGGACUGAAGAAUGAGCAGGUGUAUUACAAGCAGAGAGACUACUGGCCUUUUGUGUGGUGUGUUCGCUACAUCAGCCCUCACCUCGCCUCGCACGUCGAACAGUUCAGUCACCUGGAGCCAGUACUAAGUAGUGGGAUGAAGAAUGCUGGUGAAAGCUACAAGGCUGAGCGCUGGCUGCUCCACAGCUUACAGGUUCACAUGCUGUCGGCUCAGCUGCGACCUCUGCUCCGGCAUCUGGGACAUACACGUAAAUUCUAUAAUGAUGAUUCCUUUCUACUGAGCGAGCCCCAUGUGACUGCCAUGUUCCAGUGCCUGGAAGCUGUGGAGCAGAAUAACCCCAAACUGCUGGCCCAAGUAGACACUGUUGGGCUGUCGCCUCUGAAGGGCCCACCAUGUCUGGGCCUGUUGAAGAGCCAGAGCCUGUGCGUGUUGCCAGGGGCUGGAGGGGCUUGGAGGAGCGCUGACUCGGCUCUCAGAGGAGAAUCCCUAAAUCGCAGACUGGCCACUUCCAACUGCUCCCUCCGAGAAGCAGUCGCCACUAGCCACAACUCUGGGAACACUGUGGGGGUCGCAUCCCAAAACAGGAACAGCACAAGCACUACCUCUCCAACCAGCAGCCUGGGAGCUCCCUGGGUGUGUGUGUCCAGGCCAGGCGAUAGCGAGCGGGAUGUCACGCCCCCUCCGGGCCCCGUCUCAAUCCCUUGCAUCUCCCUCACAGAGCCCCCCUCGCCCACCUCCCUUCAGCCUGAGGCUGGGGACUCUGGGGAAGGCGACUAUGACGAUGGUCCGGAGUACCUGGCUAUUGGAAACCUUGGCCAGCGCAGUCGCCGUGACUCCCGGAGCUCUACCCACAGCAGUGAGCAGAGCGAGACCCAGGACCAGUCCCUGCAACGGGGUUCCCUGGCUCCGCCCCCACCCAGACGCUCGUCCUUCUCAGAGGGCCAAAGGGGGCCGGGCCGAGGGUCCCGAGGGCACACACGCUCCUUUUCUGACACAGGGAUCAAUCAGAAACUCAGGAACGAGUCGACAGGGGACAGCUGUAUGAAGGACUACAGCCCUUUCUCACCUCAGCGCAGUGAUGCCAGCACCUCCAGUUCCCUCUACAUGGAGUCUUAUGGUUCCCAGCACAGCAGCGUUUCAGAUGGGAUGUUCAGGAAGCCGUCAGAGGGUCAGAGCCUCAUCAGCUACCUGUCAGAGCAGGACUUUGGCAGCUGUGCGGAUCUUGAGAAGGAAAACGCUCAUUUUAGCAUUUCCGAGUCCCUGAUUGCGGCCAUCGAGCUGAUGAAGUACAACCUGCGGCGUCAGGAGGAGGAAGGCGACGAGGAGGGAGACAGCGACUGUGAAAUUCAGCAGCUCAAACAGAAGAUUCGCCUGCGGAGGCAACAGAUACGGCGAAACCGAUUGCCGCCCUGCGCAACUUCCCAUCACAUUUUCCACUCCACUGACAGUGGAAGCUCCAGGAGGAGCUCUCAGGACUCCUGCCAGGGUUUGUCUGACUCCGGCUCAGCUGAGGAGGUGGAGGAGUGCGAAAUACGAGAUGGCUGUGAGGGUCAGUCCCUGCUGGCGGUGUCUCAGAACGGCCUCUCCCUGUCACUCGCUUCCCUCUUCUCAGAUGCAGACAUAAAGCGCAGCGUGAGCUCCAGCGGCAGGUCUUUCCUCAGCUCAGAGUCCAUCUCUCCAUCCUUCCUCCAGUCUAACUCAGCUGAGUCUGUAGCCAUGGGUUUACUCAGGCAGUUUGAGGGCAUGCAGCUUCCUGCAGCCUCGGAGCUCGACUGGCUGGUCCCAGAACAUGACGCUCCACAGAAGCUGCUGCCUAUCCCAGACUCUCUGCCGAUCUCACCUGAUGAUGGCGAACACGCUGACAUCUAUAAGCUGAGGAUCCGGGUUCGAGGCAACCUGGAGUGGGCGCCACCCCGACCGCAAAUCAUCUUCAACAUUCAUCCUGCCCCCAAGAGGAAGAUAGUUGUGGCUAAACAGAACUACCGGUGCGCUGGCUGUGGCACCCGCAUCGACCCAGAUUACAUCAAGCGACUGCGCUACUGUGAAUACCUCGGGCGGUACUUCUGCCAGUGCUGCCAUGAGAACGCCCAGGCGGUGGUUCCCGGCAGAGUCCUGAGGAAGUGGGACUUCAGCAAGUACUACGUCAGCAACUUUGCCCGGGACCUGCUGAGCAAGAUCGCUGGAGACCCGCUGUUCAACCCUAAUGAUAUCAACAGUGGCCUGUACAAGAAGAUCAAAGCUCUGGAGUCCGUCAGGGUCUUGAGGGUGCAGCUGUUUCACAUGAAAAAUCUCUUCAAGACCUGUCGCUUGGCUCAAGAGGUGCGGGACCAGUUCGACAGCCUGCCAGGUCACCUGACUGAGGACCUUCACCUCUUCUCCCUUAAUGACCUCACUGCUGUGCGUAACGGUGAUCUGGCUCCCCGAAUGAAAGAGCUGCUUAAACUUGGUACCAUGCACGUAGCUGGCUGUGUGCUGUGCCAGGCGAAGGGCUUUGUGUGCGAGUUCUGCGGCAACGACAAAGACAUCAUCUUCCCAUUCCAGCUGAACAAGUGCCAGCGCUGUGAAGAGUGCCACGCGUGUUACCAUCGCAGCUGCUUCCGGACAGGUAAGGACUGUCCUCGAUGUCAUCGGCUGGCGGAGCGCAGAGAGAGGAUGGCGCGCAAAAACAUGGAGGAGCAAGAAGACGAGGGAGGUGGGACCUAGUGCCGGUAACAGAAGAAGCUUGGAGACGAAAGAAGAUGAGCACAGUGCGACUAUGAUUGUAAUGGCUUACCACCUCGCUUUCCGUUCCAGUCCUCUCACACCUGGGUGACAAUUCUGGGUGCAAACCUUUUUCAUAUGCAGGUUUUACCACAUCAGGGCAUCGGUUGGUGCGUUGGUGUCAUGUCAGUCUCCAACAGGAACAUGGCUAAUGUUGAUUCCCAGAGGCAUUUAGUGUAAGCUUAGCCUCUUUCACACGUCAUAUUUUUCUUUAUUUUUCUUUCUCUCUGCAUUUUUUGAGCAGUGCCACACCCAUCAGCACUGAAAAUCAACACUGAAUUGCUCUGCAUGAGAAACCUAAGUGUGAAUGACAAAACCCUCUGUCUCACCGGGAUAUUUUGACACUAGCCAUGUUGCAGUUACGUUAAACUUCUUGACACUUCUGUGGUAGAACUAAUAUUUGAGACUUAAGUAGAUUAGAACAAGUUUUCGCUCAGGCUAUUGUACCCAGGUUUGAUAUUCCUACAAUUGCAGCGUCUGGCAACUGCUUCAACUCUGGUGAUUUUAUUGGCUGCUGGCUUAGCUGAAGUUUGUUGUUGUGAUCUGAAAUGGCAGGAUCUAUUUAAAGAAAAAAAAAUCAAAUAGAUACUGUGUUUAAUCGAUCCUGCCCUUAACAUUGAGGUUUUUAUUUUGAUUUGAAAUUAUUGAAGAUAUUUAACUUAUCCUUUCCUUUCCCUGCUCCUUACUGUCCUGUUUUAAGAUAUUUUAGCCACGCUUAUGUGCCUCUGGGACCAACUCAGACUGGUGGAGUUACAUUGGAAAGUCGAAUUUAUAGAAGGACUUGACUUCAGAAAGGGGUUUCAGAGUCAGUGCUGCAAAUAUUUUAAAUGAAUCUGCAAAUGCUCCGUGUGUGUGUCUGUGUGUCUGUGUGUCUGUUCACACGUCUACCUGCUGUACAUGCAGCCAUGCACUGAUGGUUUGCACCAGCCUCAUCAGCACUUGCCUGUUUUCUAGCGUCGUAGCUUUUGGAAUGACGGAGAGAGGAAAGUAAAUUGCACUGAUCCUGUCUGUUGUCGUUGGAGGGGUGAGGUGGGACGUCACUUUUUGGGGAUUUUUCUAAUGUUCGUUUCUAAGAACAUGAACCUUCACCCUGAAAUGUUUCUUUCAUGAAGCUCCUGUCACUUGGGUUGCACAACAUUGUGAGUCCAAAAUAGCCACAGUUAAGUAGAUAAUAGUUAACACUCCUAAUGUGUAGCAAAAUCAUUAUCAGACUCCAUUACUCUCCUCUUGGACAGAAAUUCUUCUAAAAUUCAGAAAAAAAGUUAGAGAUCAAGUGUUUUAUUUCUUUUUUUCUUGCACUUUUAACCAUCUGGUGACCCCUCAGAUUUAUGUUGGGACCCCUUAGGUCUGGAAUCACUGGUCUGCUAUAUGUUGUAGAAACACUCUCCACUUCGCUUUCUGUGUACAAUCUCUCAUGAGAUGCUAUUUAAAGCAAUAAGUGUGAUAUUCAUGUCCCCGAGUCCUGACAGAAGUAUUCAGGAGACAAACUGCGCCAGUGUCUUUAGUAUUAACCAGGCUGCUUUGACGCUGAACUCACAGCUCCAGUGACCGAUAGCGCUCCUCCUCCACUCAGCAGACUGUUUGUCCUUGGACUGCCUUUAACACGGAGGCGUGCAGAGGUUUAAAGUGCACUACAGAUUAAAGUGUCUAUUAUUAAAAAUGUUAAUUAUUGUUAAUAUGAUGACUAUUAUUUGUGUUAAUUUGUCUUUGUUCUUUAAUUAUGUUGAUAAUAAAAGACUGGCCAGACUGUU
Messenger RNA from Chelmon rostratus (copperband butterflyfish), 4874 nucleotides. RefSeq names its product rubicon autophagy regulator (gene rubcn). NCBI's taxonomy places the organism in Eukaryota, Metazoa, Chordata, Actinopteri, Chaetodontiformes, Chaetodontidae. Bases 190 to 3066 code for a protein of 958 amino acids. Gene Ontology annotation, molecular function: phosphatidylinositol phosphate binding. Gene Ontology annotation, cellular component: early endosome; late endosome. The transcript has 21 exons. Gene Ontology annotation, biological process: negative regulation of endocytosis; negative regulation of autophagosome maturation. The record is from RefSeq and is a predicted model, not a curated record.